This is a messenger RNA of Didymodactylos carnosus, 516 nucleotides long. The record is from the annotation of a GenBank genome assembly. Lineage: Eukaryota; Metazoa; Rotifera; Eurotatoria; Philodinida; Philodinidae.
AUGGCCCCGCAUCUAUCUCUUAGUGAGCGAUGGAGAAUCAUCACAUUACGAAAUGAUUUUGGAUUAUCGAUGCCAGCUAUCGCACAUCGAUCGAAUUACUCGUUAUCUACUAUUCAUCGAAUAUUGGACUUAUUUUCGAAAACAAAUGAAGUGGCGGAGCGUGAAGGGAGAGGACGUAAACGACCAAUACAAGGUUCAGUUCGACGGCAAUUUCGCGAGAUUAUGCGGAAACAUCCUUCAGCGACAUCGAAGUUCAUCGCCGAGCGAUUGGAAUCAAGAACAGGUGUAUGUUUAAGUGAUCGAACGAUUCGUCGAACUCGUCGCCAAGAAAAUUAUCAUCCUGUCCAUUCAAAAACGCAUUGGACAAUUAAUUCAGCUCAGACCGCGCGUCGAUUCCAGUUUUCUGUCACACAUUUGUUCGACGAUUGGCAUGACGUCAUUUUUACGGACGAAAAGAAGUUCGAGAUCGAUCAACGUGGAAAAGUUUAUUGGAUCCCGAUCGGAUGCACAUCUUAA